AUGGGCGCGCGAGCCGACGAGGCGCGUAGCGAGCUGCUGCGAGUGCGGCGCGACAUCCACACGGUGGAGGAGCAGCUGGCGCGGGCGACGCACGAGCUGGACGAGGCAGCCAAGGCGGGCGAUCGAGAGCGAGUGGACGACCAUCGCCGGAUGCGGAAUUGCCUGUGGAAGGAGAAGGAACAGCUGCGCAUCCAGGAAACCAUCUUCUUGAAGAUCGCCUUCGCGGAUUUCCCAGCGCCCAAUAUGAUGGCAUCCCCAGGUUCGCACGCCUUCUCCUCGCCCGCGCUCCCCUCGCCCCUGCAUCUCCAACAUCAAGCGCAAAUGGCGCCGCAUACCGCGCAGCUCGGCCCGCCUCCAUUUAACAACCCCCCCUGGGCGGGUCGUCGCUGUCGGGGUCGCCGUCGCUGA
This is a messenger RNA of Closterium sp. Naga37s-1, 408 nucleotides long. Lineage: Eukaryota; Viridiplantae; Streptophyta; Zygnematophyceae; Desmidiales; Closteriaceae. The record is from the annotation of a GenBank genome assembly.